Messenger RNA from Danaus plexippus (monarch butterfly), 2976 nucleotides. It is a transcript of the gene GTPBP1, whose product is annotated as GTP-binding protein 1. The transcript has 13 exons. NCBI's taxonomy places the organism in Eukaryota, Metazoa, Arthropoda, Insecta, Lepidoptera, Nymphalidae. The record is from RefSeq and is a predicted model, not a curated record. Gene Ontology annotation, biological process: translational elongation. The coding region runs from base 336 to 2204 and encodes 622 amino acids. Gene Ontology annotation, molecular function: translation elongation factor activity; GTPase activity; GTP binding.
AGCUGAGUUGUCAAAAAGUUGGCAUAAUUUCCAUCUGUUUUAUUUUGCUGAAAUCUAUUUUCAUAACUCAUACAUUCUACAAGUUAAAGAAUUUCUAAGUGUACUAGUGAUUCUGGUUCUAAUUAUUCCUGCGUACAUUAUUUCGACAAAACAAUCCAAUAAGAAUAUUAAAUUAUAAAUUCUUGAAUAAAAUCUUAAAGUUACAUAUUGUAUCUAAUUGAAAAUAUUGUUUAUAUUAUUUUUUUUAUAAAACGAUACCACUUGGUUGUUGUUAUUAUUUUAUGUGAUGACAUGAUGGUGUAAGCGUUUCGGGAAAAACCAAUAAUACAGAAAUUAUGGACAAGAACAUGGAAUCCCCCAGGACGGAGAGCCCCGUCCCGGAAGUGGAAAGACGGGAGAGUGAAACAGACUAUUCAAGUAUUAGAGGGAAAAUGAUCCUGGUGAGCCCCACAGCUGAUGAAUAUGAUCUGCUGAGGAAGGAACUCCUGGAGAGACUGGAGACGGGGAAUGGAGAAAUUAUUUACGACAUUGGUCAUGGUGAAGACGGUCGCGGUCUGACUGAAGACGAGUACAGCGCGUCAGUAGCGACCCUGCAGUCCCUGGUGAGCAGCGAGCGGAUCUCGUGUGUGGAACUGAGGCGAUGGGACUGCGGAAGCGGGGUGGCUGGACAGUACCUCCUCAGGACGGAGCUGGACCACAACGACUUCAUGGAGAUCAGGGUGGCGGUGGUUGGGAACGUGGACGCCGGCAAGUCGACACUGCUGGGUGUGUUGACGCACGGGGAGCUGGACAACGGGCGAGGGUACGCCAGGCAGAGGCUGUUCAGACACAAGCACGAGGCCGAGAGCGGCCGCACCAGCUCCGUUGGGAACGACAUCCUCGGCUUCGACAGCAUGGGUAACGUGGUGAACAAACCGGAACACGGGGCCCUCGACUGGGUCAAGAUCUGUGAGAAGUCGUCCAAGGUCAUCACGUUCAUUGACCUCGCGGGUCACGAGAGAUACCUCAAAACGACGGUGUUCGGCAUGACGGGACACGCUCCCGACUUUGGGAUGCUGAUGAUUGGUGCUAACGCGGGCAUAGUGGGCAUGACGAAGGAGCACCUCGGUCUGGCGCUGGCUCUGUCGGUGCCCGUGUUUGUGGUCGUCACCAAAAUAGAUAUGUGCCCGCCGAACGUUCUGCAGGAUAACCUGAAGCUGCUGAUCAGGAUCCUCAAGUCGUCUGGGUGUCGGAAGGUGCCCGUCAUGGUGAAGACCAGGGAUGACGUCAUCGUCAGCGCCACCAACUUCGUUUCCCAGAGACUGUGCCCCAUAUUCCAAGUGUCGAACGUGUCGGGCGAGAACCUGGAGCUGCUGACCAUGUUCCUCAACCUGCUGAAGACGCGCAUGCCCUCGCAGGACGACAAGCCGGCCGAGUUCCAGAUAGACGAUACGUACUCCGUGCCCGGUGUGGGCACAGUGGUGUCGGGCACCACGCUGGCGGGGGUGAUCCGCCUGAACGACACGCUGCUGCUGGGGCCCGACCCCCUGGGACGGUUCGCGCCCAUCACAGUGAAGAGCAUCCACAGGAAACGCAUGAGCGUGGCCGAGGUCCGCGGAGGACAGACAGCCAGCUUCGCACUCAAGAAGAUCAAGAGAUCCCAGAUCCGUAAGGGUAUGGUGAUGGUGUCCCCGGCGCUGGAGCCGCAGGCCUGCUGGCAGUUCGAGGGGGAGAUACUUGUGCUGCACCAUCCGACCACCAUCUCCUCACGAUACCAGGCCAUGGUCCACUGCGGCAGUAUCCGUCAGACGGCGUCCAUCCUGAGCAUGUCCCGGGACUGUCUCCGCACCGGGGACAAGGCGCUCGUCCGCUUCCGCUUCAUAAAACAUCCCGAGUACCUGCGGAGAGGACAGAGAAUGGUGUUCCGUGAAGGUCGCACCAAAGCGGUGGGGAACGUGCUCAGACCGGAGCCGGCGGCGCGGCCCCCCGCCCGACCAGCUCGGACUGCGCCCUCCACCCGCCAGAGGAUCGCUCAUCAACCUCAAGAGAGCGACGUCACAGCUGUGGACUCUCCGUUCGAGCUGCAAGCGGACAAGAGAACAGUCGCGCGGCGCCGCAAGCGACACGACAAGCCGCACCCCCAACACCCUCAACAGUCACAGCCGUCGCAGCCGCAGCACCCUCAGCACCCCACGCCGGGUCAAUCCGCGCUGGCCGCCAACUAACUACACCGUUUCGGCAAACCGAUAUUAAAUCCGCUGUCUACUUCAUACGGAGUAAAUAUCAACGUAGUUCUUACAAUAAAUACAAUAUAUGACCUUCAUAAUUUUCUACUUAACCGAUAUAUAGCCUUAUAGCAAUUUAAUAUUUUAAUAUGUCUUUUUAUUUUGUGUCAUAAGAUUCACAAGCUAUUAUGUAUUGCAAACGUUGUGAACAAAUUCACUGGUAUUCUUAACUGGUAGUUGUCAGUGGACGUUUACGGUCUACUUAGUUCUAGACCUCGGUGAGAUCUCACGCUCGACUUCCUAUCAUUGAUCUUCACUUAUUAAACUAUUGAGAAGCUUCAAUGUUAAAUAUUCUCUGGAGUAUGUAGGCGUCUUAUUUCUAUGAUAAAAAUGGUGUGUUAUAUUUUGUUUGUAUCAAAUGUCAAAGUUAAUUUUCGCUGUUGAAGACUAAACAGACAUAUCAUAGAGGUUGUUUGUGUUUCUAAUUAAAAAUGGCUAGAACAUAGCGUUGCUUGUUUGUUAAAUGUGUGGUUUAGCGAUUUAGUAAUGUGCCUCAGUUAUUCAAGGGUUCAAAUGUGAAGAUUAAUAUUUUACGUGACAGAAAACAAUUUAAAUUAAUUUUCCAAAACAAAUCAUCACAUGAGUAAAGCUAGCGACCUCCUCUGUACCACGAUCACAGUAUUUACUUUCAGAACCGUUGUGAUUUUAAUAGUUUAAGUAAAAGGAUAUUAUAUUCAUUUAAAAAAAAAUAAUAAAUCUAGUUGGAAGUGUG